CUUCACACAAAGAGAAGAAGAAGAAGAAGGCAGAGCAUCCGGCCUCUACUGCGCCUUCACGUGUGAACACAGGUCCUGUCUCCACCAAUAAAGAAGCAGCAUUGUGCAGAAGUCUCAGGCUCCAUGGAGAUGUGGCUGAGUGGGGAGAUGACCGAACCGUGGAAAAUGUCCAGAUGACACAGUCUGAUGAUGCUGACGUAGCAGGAAGAAAGGCUAAUUGACCUCACAACAACACAUCCCUCCUCCUGUUGUUGCCCACCUGUCACUGGCUCAGCCAUGUUGCUGAGGAGGAAGCUGUGCCUGGCUGUGGUGAUCGCUGCCAUCGUCUUCCUCAUGUUCGCCAGUCAACGCAUCCAGCGGAGACAUGUCCUGCCUCUGUCACUUUCCCCGCCCACCAGCGAGGAGACAGUGGUUGAACUCACGCCACCUCCUGCUGACCUGACCCGUGACCUCCCCAAGGCACCUACUCCCUCCAACAUCACCCAGACCAAAGAGGAGCCUGUAGACAAGUCACAGAAGAGACGGAGGUCCUGUGGUUGUUCCGAGUCCUGCAUCUCCGACCUCGGGAAUUCGGGCUGGUUCAGCUCGCACUAUGACCCAAAACAACAGCCAGUCCUUCAAAACACCAACAACAACCUUGACCCUGAUGCGCUAAAAUGGUGGCUGGGCCUUCAGCACUCCAGUAACGACCAAACUUUACAGAAAGUGAUGUCAGACAUGUUCAAGGUAAUUUCUCCCCCUCCUGUAAACUUUAAGCCCCACCCUUCACGUUGCCGUAGUUGUGCAGUGGUCGGCAAUUCAGGCAACUUGCGGCAGUCUGGAUACGGUAAACGGAUCGACUCCCACAACUCUGUCAUCCGAAUGAACAAGGCUGUGACUCGAGGAUUUGAGACAGAUGUCGGUAAUCGAACGACGCAUCACUUCCUGUACCCAGAGAGCGCGGUGGAUGUCGCACGAGGAGUCAGCCUCGUCCUGCUGCCGUUCAAACUGAGAGAUCUCGAGUGGCUGACCAGUGCGCUGUCCACUGGCGAAAUCAAAAUGACUUACAUGCGGGUUAAGGACAGAGUGGAGGCCGACAAAGACAAGGUUCUGGUCGUGAACCCGGUGUUCUUUAAAUAUGUGUAUGAUCGUUGGACGGAGCAUCAUGGUCGCUACCCAUCCACGGGAAUGCUGGCCAUUAUCUUUGCUCUACACACCUGUGAUCAGGUGUCAGUGUUUGGUUAUGGUGCCGACAAGCUCGGGAACUGGCAUCACUACUGGGAAGAGAAUCGCUACGCUGGAGCCUUCAGGAAGACUGGCGUCCACAACGCCGACUUUGAGACGGAGGUCAUUCACCGGCUUGCCAGUGAAGGCAAGAUCAUUCUGCACCAGUGACACAACAACUCACCUGCUGUUCUACAGACUGGCCUACAAACCUACCUGAUGACAGACUCGCAGACCGACACACAAAUGUGCUUACUGACCCACGGACAGACUGACAGACCUCUAUACAAAAGUUCAGACCUGCUGACUCGUUUACUUAAUUGCUGACUGUGGACAUGCUGCCUGACUGACCUAAUGACUGACCUUGAAACAAACCUACAGGCAGACAAAUCAGCCUGCUUAAACUUCAUUUCCACCAAGUGGUACGGUGCAUUUCAGCAUUAAAUUCAAGAAAGAAGAAACACAGACAGCCUUGAAUCCUCUCUCUGUCAGUUUUGUGUUUUUCCUAGUCCAUUUCCCGUUGUCUUGUGAAAAUGAUGGACUGCGGUGUGUCUUGCUCCAACUUUUAGGUGCUGGACCAUUGUAUUUGUUUCCCCAACAGAAGGGUGGUAUUAUUUUGGUCACCUUCACAAGUUUUGGCAAUAGAAAAGCUGAUCAUAACAUACUUGACUGAACCCAACUGCACUGCUUGAUGGAAAGGUGGCUUUUUGAGACCUACCAUCUCUCGCUGACUGAAUUACAAACCUGCUUAAUGACCUUUU
Messenger RNA from Solea senegalensis (Senegalese sole), 1964 nucleotides. RefSeq names its product ST3 beta-galactoside alpha-2,3-sialyltransferase 8 (gene st3gal8). Lineage: Eukaryota; Metazoa; Chordata; Actinopteri; Pleuronectiformes; Soleidae. The transcript is spliced from 9 exons. The record is from RefSeq and is a predicted model, not a curated record. Gene Ontology annotation, molecular function: beta-galactoside (CMP) alpha-2,3-sialyltransferase activity. The coding region runs from base 277 to 1374 and encodes 365 amino acids.